This is a messenger RNA of Amborella trichopoda, 3826 nucleotides long. RefSeq lists its product as uncharacterized. NCBI's taxonomy places the organism in Eukaryota, Viridiplantae, Streptophyta, Magnoliopsida, Amborellales, Amborellaceae. The record is from RefSeq and is a predicted model, not a curated record.
UAGUCAGUUCCAGUGAACGAAAUACGUUUCGCGCCUAUCGCAUCGAGUCCGGUGGCAAUGAUCGAGUUCCAGAUAAAAAAAUAUUAGGGUUUGGGGUUAACUUUUACCGUGCCUAAAAUAAAUACAGGAUAGCAAGUGGCAAAUUGAAACGCCUAUUCGCCUAAAGCCCUAAAACACAGAAUUUCAGACCAAAAAAGUGCCGAGUUGUCCGAGUCUCGAAUCGACUCGUAAAUUGAAAUUGUACUUAUGGGGUCCGACUUCGCGGGGUUGUGAGAAUCAGAAUUUGCCAAUUUUUACCUGGUGCAUUUAGUUCGAAUUCGGAAGUUGGACGCUCCCUCUGUGUCUUCUUCUUCUUCUUCUUCUACCUAAAUGGUUUCUCCAUUUUCUCUUCUUCUUCAUCAUCAUCUUCUUCGUGGUUAUCUUCAUCGAGUAAGAAACCGAAAGCUCCGUUUAUACCUUCUUUCGAGUUUUAGCUCCUGAGAUUUAUUCGUCCAUGGAGUGCAACAAAGAAGAGGCUCUUCGAGCGAGAAAUAUUGCCAGAAAAAAGAUUGAGAACGAAGACUAUGAGGGUGCGAAGAAGAUGCUUAUUAAAGCAAGAAAGCUCUUUCCUGACGUCGAAGACAUAGAGCAGCUGAUCGAAAUAUGCAACAUUUUUUUGGCAUCUAAGAUUAAAACCCCGAGCUCAGAUAUUGAUUGGUAUGCAAUUCUCCAACUCCCAUAUAAUGCAGAUCAGGAUUCAAUCGAAUCGCAGUACGAAAGGUUUGCGAUUCUCUUGGCUCCUGAUAAGGACCGGUAUCCUCGAGCUGAGCCAGCCUUACAGCUGUUGGAUGAGGCCUUUGCAGUGCUUUCUGAUAGGGAGAGAAGGUUUGCAUACGACUUGAGGAAUCUGAUCCGAAAUGAUUCCCUAGCUGAACAACAAAGGGGUUCAUUGAGUGGUCAUGAUGAUUCUCACGAUUGGGGAAGGGAGGGAAACACAAAGCAGAAGAGGAAGGUUAAUGAGACCCCUAAUGGGCCUGCCUUUGUGCUGGGGUUACCAAUCCCAUCUCAGAAGAAGUCAAAAAUCUCUUCAGCCAAUGGAGGAACAGUGGUCAAGAGCCAUGUUCCUAAAAUUGAGCUGGAAGAGAGAGAAGCCCAUGGAACUGCUAGAGAGAGUGGUUCAAGUCUCCAUGGACUCAAAGAACUGCCUGAUGCUUCUCAGGAUGAUGGCCUACAAAGGCAGGCUUACACCCACGGGGUAAACCAGAUGGGGGUUCCAUCAUUGUCAUGGGAUCCCAGUAAAGGAGAGGCAGCUAAUGCUUGUGUCGGUGCUGAAAUUGCCUCUACCUCCUCCCAACAUGAGCACAAUGACCCAGAGGUUGACUUCUUCGGUUUUGAGAAGAAUCGGAGUAUUGGUCUUUUCGCUAAGGACCAAGUUUGGGCCACUUAUGAUGAACAUGGCAUGCCUCGAUGCUAUGCUCGUAUAGAUCAGGUGCUCUCAUCGAACUUCAAGCUGCGUGUUGCAUGGUUGGAACCAAGUUUCUUGCCUGGUUGGGACAUGAGAUGGAAGUACAAAUCAGUGGGUUUUCCAGAUGGUUGUGGGAUCUUCAGGAUUGGCAAAAAAGCUGUGGUUGAUAAUCACUACAUAUUCUCUCACAUCCUUUUUUCUUGUGAGAAGAAUGAGCAGUCCAGAACUUAUAAUGUUUACCCCAGGAAAGGCGAUGUUUGGGCUAUUUACAAAGAUUGGAAUGUUACCAAGCAAUAUCAUUAUCUAGGUAGUCCAAGGAGACAUGUAUUCCAAAUUGUAGAGAUCCUUGAGGACUAUGACCAUGCCCUUGGCUCUAGGGUUGCAUACCUGAUUAAGGUAGAAGGAUUCAGAAGCCUCUUUCGAAGGCACACCAGUGAUGGGGUGGAUGUUGUGAUUCAGAUUCCUCCAACUGAGCUCCCGAGGAUUUCCCAUCAAAUUCCUGCUUUUAAAACCUCAGGGGAUGGAAAUGGGUCCACCCCUGAGGAAUGUCUAGAGCUUGAUUCUUGUUCGCUGCCUCCUGUUAUUGAUGAUUUCACUAACAGGGUGGACCCAAAUACUAAUUUUUGUCUGUACACUAAAUUUCUUGAUGUAAAGGGCUAUGGGUGGCGCGAUGAUUUUGGGCCUGAUCAAUUAUGGGCUGCCUAUGAUGACUAUGAUGGGAUGCCUCGAUACUAUGCACGUGUUAACAGAAAGCUCAGUUCUGAUUUCACAGUGUGUGUCACUUGGCUUGAACCCGACCCCAUCUCUGAGGAAGAGAAGAGAUGGUAUAGGGCAGGCCUCCCUGUAGCCUGUGGGAAUUUCAGGCUAAAGAAAAGCACAAUUACUCGACAACAUCUGAUGUUUUCUCAUCAACUUACAUGGCAACUUGGGAUUUCAGGUGUGCACUUCACUAUCUACCCAAAAAUUGGGGAUGUAUGGGCAGUAUAUAAAUACUGGCAUAUCAGGUGGAGCUCCGGUUUGUGGAGGCCCAAAGAGUUUGAAUAUGAUAUGGUCGAGGUGCUCACAAAUUACAGUAGGGAUAGGGGUGUGAAGGUGGUGCGCUUGGUCAAGGUGGAAGGGCACAAGGGGGUCUUUCAGAGACAGAAAGAUGAUGGGGUAGAGGCCUCGUUCCACAUCAUGGGAAAUGAGCUCCUCAAGUUCUCUCACCAAGUCCCUGCUUUCAAGAUCAGAAGGGGGUUGGCGAGUGCCUUACCAGAGGGGUCAAUGGUGUUGGACCCUCUGUCGAUUCCCAAUUGUGUAAUCAAUGAAUUGGAUCCCUCUUCUCUAGAGAAAAUAAAGGAGAUGUGUGAAGAAGGUGGGGCAGGAAUUCAGACAAAGGGAGUAACAGAUAUGAGGGGAGUUCAAACGAGUGAUAAAAUUGAGAACGAUAGAGUUCAAAGAGAGAGAGAAGAGGUGAACAGAGUAGUUGGUUUCUUAGCGAAUCCAUUGCCUCCACCGAGCCCCUCAUUAGAUAUAUAUGAUCACCUAAAUUCAGAGUUCCAUGACUUCAAGUCCAUCCGACUGCUGGACAACUUCUCAUUGGACCAAGUUUGGGCGAUAUAUGAUGGGAGUGAUAGAAUGCCUCGGUCCUAUGCUCGGGUAAAGGAAAUCAUCCCUGUCGACCUUAAGGUGCAAGUGACCCAAUUAAAGCCCCACCCCACUCUAGAAGAUGAAAUGGUGUGGGUUGAAGAGAGCUUGCCCAUGGCAUGUGGGAUUUUUAGAGAGGGUAAAUCUGUGGUCACCAAAAGUGUAUUGGAUUUCUCACAUCUUGUCUCGUGUGAUUGGAGUAGCCCAAAGUCUUUCUUCAAAAUUCUUCCAAAGAAGGGGGAAGUAUGGGCUCUAUACAAAAGGUGGAAUCUUGGUUGGAAGCAUAUUGACCUGGAGAACAGUGACUAUCAGAUGGUAGAAAUCCUCUCUGAUUUCACUGAGAAAUCAAGCAUGGCAGUUGCUUGCUUGAUUGAAGUAGAGGGCUUCAGAUCAAUUUUCCAACGGCAUGUGCACGAAGGCUUUGAGUUAGUUCGAAAAUUAUCAAGAAAUGAGCUGAUGUGCUUUUCCCAUCAGGUUCCUGCUUUUAGAGUGAAAGGGGAGGAGAGAGAGGGCAUCCCAGAAGGCUGUUUGGAGCUUGAUCCUGCUUCAAUGCCUGUCCAUGGGAUUAUUAGUUAUGAUGUUAGGUAAAUUAUUACUAAUUCAUGUUUUUGUAUUUUUACUGAUAAUUCAGUCAUCUUCUAUUUAUGUUCUUCAUAUUUGAACAAGCUCCUUAAGCUUGAGGAUAAAAUUGGAGGCUGAGUUUUCUGAUGUACUGUGAUGAUUAUUGAAUAAGUAGAGCUUUGGGUCCUUGUAAUA